AUUCUAUCAUCACCUCACACUUGACACAUACAUAAAGUUACAAACAAUACACUUAAAAGUCUUCCAAUAAAUUAAGUUUGAAUAUAAAUGGCGCAAUACGGCAGGCAGGGCGACGAGUACGGCCGCCAGACCGACGAGUAUGGCAACCAUGUCCAACGCCCUGGCGGCGGAGGAACUGACUCCUACGGCUCUACCGGCGGCAUGGACCAGGCCGGUCAGUACGGCUCCGGUGGCAUGAAUCAUGGGACUCUCGGUGGAGAAUAUGGUACUCAGGGUGGAGGGAUGGGCACCGGCACUGGAGGAGGGUAUGGUACUCACGGUGGAGGGAUCGGCACCGGAACUGGCACUGGCGGAGGAGAGUAUGGUACUCAUGGCGGCGGCGCAGGGCUUGAUACUGGAAUGGGGACGGGCGGUGGCCAGCACCGGCGCUCGGGAAGCUCCAGCAGCUCGGAGGAUGAUGGGGAAGGAGGCAGGAGGAAGAAGGGGGGGCUGAAGGAGAAGCUUUUCGGGGGGAAGACGGAGGAGGGGCAGGAGCAGGAGCAGGAGCAGAGCUAUGGCGGUGGGGUGAAUGAAGAGAAGGGAAUGAUGGAUAAGAUCAAGGAAAAGCUGCCUGGCCACCAUUGAAUAUAUAUACAGAUGCAUAUACAUAUCCUACAGCAGCUUCACUUGUAUAAAUAAUAACGACAAUAAGCCGCCUGCUAGCUCCUCAAACUUGUUUGAGGGAGCUAGCUUGGCCUUGUGUUGUGUCUCUACUUCUGUACCUGUAUUUGUAUUUGUAUUUGGACAUCUCUUCUUUUAAGUCUACAUAAAUACUACUCCUCACUUUUCGUGCUGUUUAUAUCA
Messenger RNA from Salvia splendens (bonfire salvia), 843 nucleotides. RefSeq names its product dehydrin Rab18. Gene Ontology annotation, cellular component: cytosol. Bases 88 to 624 code for a protein of 178 amino acids. The record is from RefSeq and is a predicted model, not a curated record. The transcript is spliced from 2 exons. NCBI's taxonomy places the organism in Eukaryota, Viridiplantae, Streptophyta, Magnoliopsida, Lamiales, Lamiaceae. Gene Ontology annotation, biological process: response to abscisic acid; response to water deprivation; cold acclimation.